Molecule: messenger RNA, 3978 nt
Organism: Mercurialis annua (annual mercury)
Lineage: Eukaryota; Viridiplantae; Streptophyta; Magnoliopsida; Malpighiales; Euphorbiaceae
Product: E3 ubiquitin ligase PARAQUAT TOLERANCE 3-like
Exons: 16
Coding region: 116-2368 (750 amino acids)
Biological process (GO): protein ubiquitination; mRNA processing; ubiquitin-dependent protein catabolic process
Cellular component (GO): nucleus
Molecular function (GO): nucleic acid binding; zinc ion binding; ubiquitin protein ligase activity
Source: RefSeq, a predicted model, not a curated record
UAUCCGUACAACAAAAAUAAUUCAUUUACACGAAAUCAAAUUCCAAUUAGCAGUCACACGAUAGAUUUCAUCUGUAAGGUUUUUUGAUGUUUUGACUCGCCGGUUCAACUCAGCCAUGUCGAUAAUUCGAUUCCGAUUCCGAAGCGCAGUAAAUUUUGACUCGGUGGAUAUCGGAGAAGGCAAACAUUCAAUAUCAGUACGCGAUCUCAAAUCCAAAAUCGUGCUCAACAAAAACCUCAAUCUGUGUCAGGAUUUUGAUCUUCUUCUAUCUGAUGCGCUAACUGGCCGAGAAUAUUGCGAUGAAAAUAAUCAAGUUCCAGCUGGUUCAAGUGUGAUUAUUAAAAGAGUGCCUAAAGGAGCAGUUUAUUCAGAUAUAGGUCGCGGCGAGACAUCUGAGAAUAUUAGAAUUAAGGACGGAAUUUAUGAAAUAAAGACCGCCUCUACUUCAUUGAAUUUAGAAGAUGAUAAUUUUGAUGAUUUUGGGGCUGAACUGUGUCCGAGCCUUGAGGCAACCAUAUCUGGUUCUGGUCUCAAUGCAGAUAACAAGUUGCUGUUUACCAUCAAUGAGACAACUAAUGAAGUUACAAGGUGCUUUGAGACACCUUUAGUAGGAUAUCAGAAACCUGAAGCCAGUGGACUUAGUGAAGCUACUCUAAGAGGACCUUUAUGUAUAGAUGGCAAUCUAGACUUGCCUGGGACAAAAUCAAAGUCUAGUGUUGUAGAGUAUGCAAAACCAAAGAUGGUGGUUACUGCAAAUCGUCAAGACAUGGAGAUUGGUUGUUUGCCAGCUGAACUUAAGUGCUCUUUGUGCGACACGUUUUUUAAGGAUGCCGUGAUGAUUCCUUGCUGCCAGCAGAGUUUCUGUGAAAAAUGCAUUGAUCUAGUGCUUAUUGAGAAGGGAAGGUGUCCCAAGUGCCUAUCUAUGAAAUAUAAAGUGGAAGAUUUGCUGCCAAAUAUUUCUCUUAGGCAAGCAAUCAAACAUUUCCUUGAAUCUCAAAGUCUAAUAAGAAGUUCAGAAAAUGCAUUUGGGUAUGCUCCAGAUGGAGAGUCAGGUAUUCAAGUCAAGGAAAUGUCUUGUGCUGUGAGUAUUCAACAAAGGGAAGCAGAGUCACCUCAUUCUCCUUGUACUACAGGGCAGGGUUCCAACCAAAUUAUAUCAAAUGCUAUUGGUGGGAAAUCAUCCUUUUCACCCAAGUUAAGAAAGAUAAAUGCAGAAAAGCAUGGCUCUAUGCAUUCUGUGUUUUCGAGUAGCUGGCCUGAGAAUUCAGCUGCUGAUUUCCAAGCUGAGUCCACUAUUAAGAAGAGAGCAUUGCAUGUCCAAACUACAGGCGCUGCUGAUAUGAGUUUUAUGGAGACUGGAAGGUACAGAAAGAGGGACCGUACGUGUUUCAUGUGUGGAUCGCCAGAUCAUUUGAUAAGAGACUGCCCAGCUGCUUCAAGUCCGCAUGUUAUGAUACAGACAGGAAGCAGUUUGUUUUCUAGAGCUGCGCCAGGCUAUAUGCCGCCUUUUUACAAUGGGGCACCCUUUCAUCAAAUCAGCCCCUUUGCAAAUCCAUAUGGGGCUCACUUCAAUGCAACCAUGCUUCCGCCUGCAAAUUAUGUGCUUCCUACUUACAUGCCUCCUAUGUAUGGUGGCAUGGCUGCAUAUCGAGGCUCUACGACAAUUGUGGGUACAGCAUUUACUGGUCCAGAGUGGCAUCUGGGCCUGUCUGAUUGUCAGGAGCGUGCAGGUUAUGAAAAAAGACAGAAGCUUGCACAUGAUAAUCUGUUGAGGGGAAAAUAUCUCGAUGAUGACGACAAAGAUAGUUAUGAUAAGCGAGGUCAUUCUUACGAAAUAGAUAGAUUAGAUCACCCUAGAUUUUAUCGAGAUCAGGAAGGCAGCGGAAGCCAUUCCAAGAUCAGCUCUACUGAAAGACCUCAUAAGAGACAUCGGCGCCAUUAUCAUUAUGAUGAUGGACUUGAAAGAUCAAGUUCAGAAGUAGAGGAUAUGCCAAGUAGUUCCAAUAAGCACAGUGAAGAGCAACACAAGUACCAACAUCGGAAUAUUAAGGAGCGUGAUAGUGAUUCUAGUCUCAAUCAUCAUCGAAGCACUAAAUCGAAAGACGCUAAAAGAAAAAGUGGAUCUGAUGUCAAAAGAGACGAACAAAACCGUCAUGGCCGAUCAGGAUCAGGUUUAGAACCAUGCUUAUCCAUUGACCAGAAAAGAGGACUGAAAGAUAAAGAUUCCGGUCACAGUUCAAGACAUUCUAAGCACCGGUCGAAGUCCACGAAAAAUAAGCAUAUUCAUGAAAGGUGGAAGAUGGUUAGCGGUUCAGAUGAGGAUCGUGAAGAUGACAAUCAUUAUCAUAAUCGUAAAAGACAUUAUUAGAAGUUUCUACAGGACUGAUUAUUGAGAUAGUAAGCAUUUGGAAGUGGCUUCAUGAUCAAUCAGUUUUGUAGUAUCUGCUUACUAACCCUACUUUUUUUUUCAUAGCUUGAGCUUCGGAGCCUAGCCAACAAAUAUUUAUAUCAGAAAAGCAAUCGAUAGUUUAGGUUAGGGCUUGGAUGCUUUAUACCGUCACUGCCUGAAUGUUUUGUGGACAUUGCUGAAGAUGGUGCAGGUAUGUUUCUUUCAAUUCAAAACAAAUCUAAAUUUACUAUAUGGAAAGAGACAUGUAAAAUGUCUUUUUCAAUUUAAUUACCGGUAGUUAAAAAAUAAGAUUAUUAUAUUUAUCUAAAAUAGAUUAUUGGCAUCCAUAAUGGUUAUACGAAAAUGAGUAUAAUAGCAUGUAUUUCACUCUAUUACACUCUCUUCAUUUAUAAUUUUUCUCACUAUGAAUUACACUUUUUAAAAUUUAUUGUAUGUCCCACAAUAUCUAUUUUUCUGUUUUACUAUAUAAUUAAUAUUUAUAAUAAUAUAUAUUUUUUCAAAUAAUUUUAAUAUUAUUUUAGAAUUAUAUUAUUAUUAAUUUCAAACAAAUUUAACUAGAAUAAUGUUAAAUCUUAUUUAUUUAUAUUUUUCAAAAUAACAAAUUUAUAAAUUAUGUAUAAUUAAUAAUUAUUACAAUUUGAUUUGUUUAGGUUACUAUUUGAGUAAUUUUAUCUUUGGGAAGAAAAAUUAUUUUUAUGUUACGAAAAUUUAGCCCAAGUGGCUAAGACUCCAUGUAUUCUUGAACUCUCGAUUUUGAGUCGAAUUUAAAAUUUGAAAAUCUAACCACUAAACUACUAACUUGAUUUGAUUUUACCUCUGUAAAAAAGAAAGAAGUCUUUUAUACAUAAUACAAAAAUAUUUAAAUUUUCAUUUAUAAAUUAAAUUAAUUUAAUAAAAAAUUAAGAAAUGAACAUAAUAAUAUAUUAAAAUUUAAAUAAAAAACUAUAGUAAUUUUUGUAUGAAAAUUUAAUUGGAUAUAUAAUAAACAGUUAUAUCUUUUAAAAAUUAAAAUAAAAUUUAAAAGUUAUAAAAAAAUUAAAAGGUUGGUUGGUGCAAAUCACCAUCAAAUUAAAAAAGAAAAAUUAAAUUGUUACUGUUGCUACCUUUAAGCAAGUGUAAAAUAUUCAUUUUAGAAAUAAGUCGCACUAAAAUUCUAUUAUACUAUUUUCUACCAUGAGAUGGUUCUAUACUAUUUAUUAAGUGGAUUGGUGAAUACUGUCCUGAUUUUACUACGUAUCGCUCCUAUUAUUAUCUUUCUAUCCUUUAUCUAUUCUAAACUUAAAAUUCCAUAUUCAAACUCUCUUAACUCACAUUCAAACCCGACGAACGAGUCACUAUUCCGAGUUAAAAUGUUGGAGUCUAAUUGGGAAAGUGGAUGGAAACCUGCGGUAACUGGUCGUUUUUAGUUUUUUUUAAAAAUUUCUUUGCUGCCAUACGCCUCUGGACGUUUGGUCACUUGCCAGACGCAAUCUGGGGUCGUCCGACAUGUAUAAACAGACAAAAAAUUUAAAAAAAACGUAAAAAUCACCUCGAGGGAGGCUGAGUAAUUUGUUUCCAGUUGACGAAUU